Molecule: messenger RNA, 1798 nt
Organism: Momordica charantia (bitter melon)
Lineage: Eukaryota; Viridiplantae; Streptophyta; Magnoliopsida; Cucurbitales; Cucurbitaceae
Gene: PRMT6
Product: protein arginine methyltransferase 6
Biological process (GO): peptidyl-arginine methylation, to asymmetrical-dimethyl arginine; chromatin remodeling
Molecular function (GO): histone methyltransferase activity; protein-arginine N-methyltransferase activity
Source: RefSeq, a predicted model, not a curated record
CGCCCGCCCUUUCUUGUUUCGCUUUUAUAGUGCAAAGAAACCCAAGAAUUACUCUACUGUAAUCCCAACUUCGACUGGAGACUACAAUACAGAGAGCGACAGAAGCCGGAAAAUGUAUUCCAACUCCGGCCACGUUAACGGCUACCACCAGCAACCCGGCGGCUCUUCCUCCGAUAAGCGGCCGGGAACCGUCCAGAAAGGUCGGCCCCGCCGGGGAAGAGGCAGCAGGUCCUCGAAUGGUGGCGGAGUGAGGGUUUCCGAAGAGAAACAGCCGAAGCAAGUGGAGGGGCUUCCUUGUACCGACUUUGACAUGGCUUACUUCCAUUCUUACUCUCACGUUGGUAUUCAUGAAGAAAUGAUCAAGGAUAGCGUACGGACUGAAACUUAUAGGGCAGCAAUCAUGCAGCAUCAGAGUUCUAUUGCUGGCAAAGUUGUAAUGGAUGUUGGCUGUGGCACUGGAAUUCUCUCCAUAUUUUGUGCUCAAGCUGGUGCAAGGCGGGUUUAUGCAGUUGAUGCAAGUGACAUAGCAGUGCAGGCCUCAGAUGUUGUUAAGGCUAAUAAUCUGUCGGAUACAAUCGUUGUAUUGCAUAGUAGAGUUGAGGAUGUUCAAAUUGAUGAGGGUGUGGAUGUUAUAAUUUCUGAGUGGAUGGGAUAUAUGCUUUUAUAUGAGAGCAUGCUUGGAAGUAUAAUUUAUGCCAGAGAUCGGUGGUUGAAACCUGGAGGCCUUAUACUACCAUCAAAUGCAACAUUGUACAUGGCACCUGUCACUCACACCGAUAGAUACAGUGCGAGCAUUGAUUUCUGGCGCAGUGUAUAUGGAAUUGAUAUGUCAGCAAUGUUGCCAUUAGCAAAACAGUGCGCUUUUGAAGAGCCAUCCAUUGAGACAAUAUCAGGAGAGAAUGUUUUGACAUGGCCAGAAGUGGUCAAGCAUGUUGACUGCUACACAGUUUCAAUUGGCGAGCUUGAGACUGUCACAAAAAGCUACAGGUUCAAGUCAAUGAUGCGAGCUCCGUUGCAUGGUUUUGCUUUCUGGUUUGAUGUGGAGUUUUAUGGGCCUGCUACUGCCAUCCAAGGUCAAAUACCAUCGAAUCCUGAUGAUAAUCAAGUUAAUGAUGGCAGCCAGAGAAAGAAACGUGCAAAUCCAAAUGAAGCACUUGUACUGUCCACUGCACCUGAGGACCCUCCAACCCAUUGGCAGCAGACAUUAAUCUACUUUUAUGACCCAUUAGAGGUUGAACAAGACCAAAUAAUUGAAGGCUCAGUUACUUUAUCACAAAGCAAAGAAAACCGUCGGUUCAUGAAUAUUCGCCUUGAAUAUGUUUCUGGUGGGCGGUCCUUUGUAAAAGAGUCGGUGAUGCGAUGAUAUCUAUUCUUUGCUUUGUUUCUUGAUGUGAAGCCUCAAUGAGUCUUCUCAAGGUUGACCUUCCUGAAACGGUAAUUUUUCAAGCAACUCUAGGAAUUACUGCUCAACUAACAUUUUUAGAAUUUGAAGUGUCUUGAAGCUGCUGGUCUGGUUGAUUACAUACCAGAAAACCUUAGAGACAGUUGACUGCUGACCGUGUUUGUUUACGAUUGCUUGAUUAGCUUUCUUCUUCAUAUUGUCUCUCCUUGGUGAAAGAUGUAGGCUAAGUUAGAUACAGGGCUCCAUUAAGAAUUCUUAUUCUUUCUUGUAAUGCUACUUUGAGAUGACAAUUAUAGGUCAAGUGAUGGAUCUGAUUCAAAUUUUCGAUCAUGUAAGAGAAUGUAGAACUCCCACCAUUUAUUUUUUAAAUGACAAGUUCAUAUUGUCUCUCUUUUA